Molecule: messenger RNA, 3154 nt
Organism: Planococcus citri (citrus mealybug)
Lineage: Eukaryota; Metazoa; Arthropoda; Insecta; Hemiptera; Pseudococcidae
Product: serine proteinase stubble-like
Exons: 10
Coding region: 460-2502 (680 amino acids)
Biological process (GO): proteolysis
Molecular function (GO): serine-type endopeptidase activity
Source: RefSeq, a predicted model, not a curated record
CUUCGGACGAGAAAAUGGUUCAGUUCUGGUCUCGCAGUUGCCGUUAACGGUGCAAAUAUUUAUUGCAUGGUGUCGGCGUUUUUGCGUUUUUUUUCCUCCGUUAAUUAAUUACGUACUUUGGAGUUGAAUAUUUUUUUUACCUCGGUUUUUCUCCUAUAUAUGCUAACUCGUGUGUUGGGUUUAUCGCGUUGAUUUUUUUUUCUCAUUAUUUUGUUUCCAUUUGUUUGUUUUGCGAUAAAUGUGUCCGAAAUAUUGUGCGUUUUUUAUAUCGUCAUUUAUGCGGUCCAGUUGACGUGUUUUGAAGCAUUAAUGCGAAAAUAUUAUGCUGGAUACCGGACCGACCUGAUACGUGGUUUUUAUCAGAUCUGAGGCAUAGAAAAUGAAUAAAAUCUACCUAGACGUAUACGACAGAUUAAAGAAAACAAACGGUUGAACAUAAUCGGGAAGCGGUACUAAAGAAUGCCGUCAUGGUUCACGGUGGUCUACGCCAUGUUUCCUCUUCUGUGGAUGUUGUUCAAUAAUUUUGGAUUCACCGCUGCCGUCAGUCAUUCCAGAAAUUCAGCUUCCUCUGGUAACCAUCAUAAAAUAAAUCCAAAACCGUGCUCAGUGAAUGGUCUUGAAGGAACUUGCAUGUUCGUGUGGGAGUGCAUAAACACGGAAGGCCAUCAUAUUGGAAUGUGUGUCGACACAUUCAUGUUCGGUAGCUGUUGCGCGCAUAAUUUAACCACUAGCCAAAUCUUGCAAAUACCAGAUUCUUCGGAGCCGGCGAUCCUGUACACGCAACCGGCAUCCGGUCAACGUCCGUCAGCCAGCAACAGGCCAUCACGACCGCGACCAAAGCCAUCGACGACGGCUCGUCCAGCUCUAUAUUUACCAAACCAUAACGAUAUCGAUCGCGUAUCGUCGUCUAAUGGACGCCCUGUACAUAAUCAAAUCAGGCCGAAUGUAAAUUACAACGAUGUAAAUAAUAUGUACAAUAGUAUCGAUAAGUCAGAUGUGAAUAAUUGGAGCUCUUCUCAAAAACCCUCUCAUGCGCCUUUCCCCACACCUAGUCAACAUUUUCAAAACUCCUUACCAGACCGUGUUAAUGUAUAUUCGAAGCCCAAUCAAUCAACUAGUCAACCGUCAACCAAAUUACCAACAUUGAGUUGGAUUACGACCAAUUCAACCGAAGCCACUUUACAAACAGCUGCUUCAAAUUUGAGACCGAAUUUCGUCUCGAGACCGACGAUCUUGUCGACGGUAUUGCCCGUACAGCAUCGUCAAAAUUCUAGUCAUUUUUCUUCUACUAAUACUCCUACUAGUACUGCAUCUUCCACUACUGUUGAUAACUGGAAUAAUCAAAACUGGGAAUCAAACGAAAUCGAUGAUGUUUCGAAUCAUAUUGAUUCGAACAACAACUACCAAUAUCGACCGCACUGGCACAGUUCUACCCAACAACCAUUUAUGACAUGGACCAAACCAUCCUCAAAACCGCCACCAUUUGUUACUAAACCAAAACCAUGGUAUUUAUUGACGAAUAAAUACCCUCAGACUGAAUCUACCACUACCCACAAAUACCAUCCGCAUAGGCCAUUUACAUCCAGCACAUCAUCAACCACCACAACGACGACUACGACGCCAGCGCCAACUACCACUCCUAUGAUUACCACUUCUACGAUGAAAACCACGUCGCAUUCGACCAUGACUUUGGUUUCAGCUUCAACUUCUGAUAAAAAAACACAAUGUGGCGUAUCACCUCUAACACCACCUAGACACGAUAUUCGAAUAGUAGGUGGACGAAAUGCCCAAUUCGGUGUAUGGGCAUGGCAAGUUUCUGUCAGAAGAACAUCAUUUUUCGGAUUCUCUAGCACUCAUCGAUGUGGUGGAGCUCUGUUGAAUGAAAAUUGGAUAGCAACAGCAGGCCAUUGCGUUGAUGACUUGCUAACAUCUCAAAUCAAAAUACGAGUCGGCGAGUACGACUUUUCAAGCAUCCAGGAACCGUAUCCGUUCGCCGAACGAGGAGUUGCUCGAAAAGUAGUGCACCCAAAAUACAACUUUUUCACUUACGAAUACGAUCUCGCAAUGGUCCGAUUAGACUCACCUUUGGAAUACGCGCCGCAUAUCGUACCAAUAUGUCUACCAGGAUCAGACGAUUUACUCAUCGGUGAAAAUGCCACCGUUACCGGAUGGGGAAGGCUUAGCGAAGGAGGCACAUUACCAUCAGUUUUACAAGAGGUUUCAGUUCCCAUAGUCAGCAACGACAAAUGUAAAAAUAUGUUCUUAAGAGCUGGAAGACACGAGUAUAUUCCUGAUAUAUUCAUGUGUGCUGGAUUCGAUAGUGGCGGUAGAGACUCGUGUCAGGGAGAUUCCGGCGGACCACUUCAAGUAAAAGGCAAAGAUGGCAGAUAUUUCCUAGCAGGUAUAAUCAGCUGGGGCAUCGGCUGCGCUGAAGCCAAUCUACCCGGAGUGUGUACCCGUAUAUCAAAAUUUGUUCCCUGGAUCCUCCAAACUGUCACUUAAUUUAUUAGUAACCUAUCAAAGGGAAUAUAUCGUUUGCCACAUUUUUAAAUUUAAUUUACUUACUAUUUUGUAUGGUAAUGUGAAAAAAAUGUGCCAAAGCGAACUCUUCCCUAUCUUAUUUAUAAUUUUGUACCUACCUACCAAAAUGGAGAUUCACCUAAUAUUAUGCCAAGCAUAAUAAUAGAUCAAAAGUUAAUUCCAAGUGCAAUUUUAUCUACUUAAUUUGUAUUUUAUUAUUAAUGUUAUAUUUUUUUUUCUUUUUAUAUGUUGCCAUCAUACUUACUAAUAUUUGUUUUGUGUUGUAAAUUUUGCAUAUUUUCAACCUUGUUAGUUGUUUUCAAAAGUUAUACCAAUAUUUUGGUAUUUUUUUAAAUGUUUGUACAAUUUUUUUUAUUAAUAAGUCAACCAUUCUCCUCGUAAUAAUUAUUGAAUUUACUCAUUGUUACGUAUGUGAAUAAUUUAUUAAGCAGUAUUAACUCGAGCAUUUACAACAUUUGUAGGGUGCUACCAGUUUAACUGAAAAUACUUGUAAUAUAAUUUUUAUAUGCAUAUUCUGUGUUAUAGUAUAAAAUACUACCUACUUCGUAUAAAUACCUGUAUAUUUUUGUCAAAUAAUGUAGCCAACAAUAUAAACAAAUGUUCUUUUUCGUUA